AUGUACACUGUAUGUGCUGUCGCCUAUACAUGGAUUGCAACAGCAGUAGCUAGCAAGUUCGGUCGACGGGCUUGCACGCAAGCAGCAUAUACACAUGCGCGCGCCGACGACGACGCAGCAGCCCGCCGUGUUUCGCGAGCCAGGAAGGCCGUAGCAGCAGCUGCAGCAACUGGCUCUGCAGCAAUUGUGACGGUGGAGGUGGCGGAGGUGGCGGAGGCGGCGGAGGUGGCUGCAAUACGGGUUGUGUUUCGGUCUGUGACGACGGCGGGGCUGGGGCCGGCGGUGGCGGCGCUGCCUGCUGCUGCUGCUGCUGCUGCGGUUGCUGCUGCUGCGGUUGCGGUUGCUGCGGUUGCGGUUGCGGUUGCUGCAGCAGUAGCGGCGGUAGCGGCGGCUGGGAUGGAUGCCGCCGCAAUGGCACAAAUGAUUGCCGUUCCCUUGAUAUCGCCUUUUCGUCACCUGUCAGAUGACCCGUGGGUCGGUGAAAUUCUUUCGCGGUUCCAAAAAAUGCUCCGAAUCCAGGUUGUGAUCCAGAUCCAAACCCUUUCGAGUCGCGGCCGCGGGGGUAUCCGUGGAUCGUACGGCAGCAGGUUGUACGACAGCAGAGGUGGUUUAGCAGCUCGAUACACGACGGCGUGGGGGCCGGAGGUGGCGGCGGUUUGGCGCCUCCUGACGUGCGCGGUUGCUGGAGCUGUUAUGUUAGUUGUGGUGUUGGCGUUGUUGUUGUGGGUAGUUGUGGUUGUGGUUGCGGUAGUUGUGGUUGCGGCUGCCCUUGGUAGCGGUAGCACGGUUGCCGCGGUUGCUGUUGUGGCUGGAAGCGGUAGAUACCUGCUUUCGGUAGAUUGCCGCCGACACGGGUAUGUACCACGGAGCUGCAAUGUAGCUGGUUCACAAGGAAGGUUUUCAUGGCGGGGUGACGAAGAUGAUGAUGGUGUGUCCAUCGUCCUGCUGCUCAGCCUCCUUAACGGCAUCUCCCCUCCGCGGGACCUCGUCAGCACAACAUCCAGCAGCAUUGGCACGGGGUUUUGCGGCUCCGGUCGAACUUGGGCCCAGACCCUGUGUUCCCCAAACGAAAGAGGGUUUUUUUUACAUUGUGCAGAACGCAUGGUACAGGUACGACAUCAGUACGACGUGGGGCGGUAUAAGAUGGCGCAGAACAGCGCAGCUUCAUAG
Messenger RNA from Volvox carteri f. nagariensis, 1170 nucleotides. RefSeq lists its product as uncharacterized. Bases 1 to 1170 code for a protein of 389 amino acids. The transcript is spliced from 4 exons. NCBI's taxonomy places the organism in Eukaryota, Viridiplantae, Chlorophyta, Chlorophyceae, Chlamydomonadales, Volvocaceae. The record is from RefSeq and is a predicted model, not a curated record.